Carassius auratus (goldfish) is the source of this 4101-nucleotide messenger RNA. RefSeq names its product huntingtin interacting protein 1 related (gene hip1ra). Gene Ontology annotation, molecular function: phosphatidylinositol-3,5-bisphosphate binding; clathrin light chain binding; actin filament binding. Lineage: Eukaryota; Metazoa; Chordata; Actinopteri; Cypriniformes; Cyprinidae. Gene Ontology annotation, cellular component: clathrin-coated vesicle; cortical actin cytoskeleton. The record is from RefSeq and is a predicted model, not a curated record. The transcript is spliced from 34 exons. Gene Ontology annotation, biological process: clathrin coat assembly; endocytosis; actin filament organization. The coding region runs from base 144 to 3725 and encodes 1193 amino acids.
GGAAACGCUGUUGAUAGAGCGCGCGUGAGGAAACUUAACUGUGUGUGACUCGUUGACGUGACAGGUAGUGUGUGUGUGUGUGUGUGUGUCGGGACUCAGUCGAUCAUUUGUACAUCUGGAUUCAUCUGAGGAAGGAGUUGAACAUGGCCUCGAAGAAAACCGAGUCGAAGAAAAACGAGAAAACGGAUAAAUCUGAAAAAGCUUUAGCUGCAGAAAAGGAGCAAUUCGUCAAACUUCAGCUUCAAAGCAUCACCAAAUCCAUCACCAAUGUGGAGGCCCCUAUAAAAGAGAAAUAUGGACGCAAUAUCAUUUUAGGCACACAUAAGGAAGGCGGUGCUGUCACGUUCUGGUCUCACGCCAUGAGUCUGCCGCUGUCCAGUAACGCAAUCCUCAGCUGGAAGUUCUGCCACGUGGUGCACAAACUGCUUCGAGACGGCCAUCCUAACACUUUACGAGACAGCAGAGGUCACACCGCAAGCAUUAGACAGAUGGGAACAUUAUGGGGGAAUCUACAUGAUAGAUAUGGACAUAUUGUUGCUCUGUAUGCCAAGCUGCUGUGUAUUAAAAUCGAUUUCCAUUUAAAGCAUCUGGAGAUCCCACCAAACCUUGACGCUCCUGAGCAGGUUCUUGAUAAAGCCAUCGCCAUUGAUAUCAACAAAGUGUUUGACAUGACAGGCGAGGUUCUAGAGUACAUGGAAGCAGCUCUAAAGCUGCAAGAAACAGUUUUCCGGCAGAUGGAGUCGAGCUCCACCAGCUCUACCACUCCUGUGGGUCAGUGCCGUCUGGCACCGCUGGUUCUCGUCAUCCAGGACUGCGGUCCGCUCUACCAUUUCCUGGUCAAGCUCUUGUUCAAGCUACACAGCAGAAUACCGGUGGACGCUCUGUUAGGACACAGGGAACGUUUCCGCGAGCAGUUCAACAGUUUGACGCAAUUUUUCGAGAGAGCAAGAGGGAUGGAGUUUUUCAAAUCUAUCAUUCAGAUUCCUGAUCUUCCCGAUGAGCCUCCAAAUUUCCUGCGUGCGGCUUCACUCGCUGAUCACGUGAAGCCUGUGGUCGUUCAGAAUGAGACAUUCCCUGACUUCGAUGAUACGGACACGCAGCUGGAUUUCGGUGAAGGAAACUAUCAGAUGUAUUAUGGAUACAACCAGUUUGACCCUCCAAUUGACAUACAAGAGCAAAGAGAGACCGAGGCUGAUACUCUGAGGAAAGAACUAGAGGUGGUGAAACCAGAGCUGGAGCUCAUAAAAGUGGAGGCCCAGCGCGCUGUGGUCCAGCUCAAAUCUCAGGUCAAUAAACUGGAAUCCGAGCUUGAGGACCAGCGGACGCACAAGCAGAUGGCGCUGGUGGAGAACGAGCGUCUGCGUAUGGAGGUGGAGAACCUCAGAACCCAGACCGCAGUCGCUGCCAGCAUACAGGCCACGGUGGAGGACGCGGGCAGCAGAGCUCAGACUGCUCAGGUACAUUUCAGUCGACUCAAAGAGAAACACGCCGAGCUGGUCAGCAGACAUGCUGAUCUCAUGCGGAAGAAUGCAGAGAUGGUGAAGCAGCUCAGCAGCACUCAGCAGGCGCAGGAGGAGCUGCUCACAUACAAACAGCAGACGGCCGUAGAGCUGGAGCAUCUGAGACAGGACAACAGCUCAAAGCUGGAGGCACAGAGAGCAGAAAUUGAACGUUUGAAGCAAGAGCUAGCAAACGAGAGGGCUGAAAUGUUCCGAGUCCAUAAUAGUUUGCAGAGCAAGGAGAAGGCCGGAGACGAGUUGAGCAGUGUGUUGGUGGGUCUUCAGGCAGAAAAAGAAACACUACUUCGUACAGUGAGAGAUCAGGAAGCUGAGAUUGCUAGUCUGCGUCAGGCCGCCCAACUCCACCAGACCAUGCUACAGCAGGAGAGAGACCGACAUCAGAGAGAGAUGACAGCGCUGCAGAACCAGCUGCAGGAAAAAUUGUGUCGGGAGCAGGAGCUGCAGCUGGAGAUGGAGAAGAUGAGACGUGAGAUGGAGGAGAAGCGAGUGGAGCUGCUGCGUGCUCAAAGUGCUCUGAACAGUAAAGAAUCUACAGGAGACCAGCUGAGCAGUGUGUUAGUGGGUCUGCAGGCGCAGAAGGAGGUUCUUCUACGUUCAGUGAAAGAACAGGAGGCUGAGAUCACUAACCUGCGUCAGGCCGCCCAGCUCCACCAGGCCACGCUGCUGCAGGAGAGAGACAGGAGUCAGAGAGAGAUGACAGCGCUGCAGAGCCAAAUGCAGGCCAAGUUUAGUCUGGAUUCAGGACUGUUCCAGCAGAAGCUGCAGGAUGAGCAGUUCAGUCUGUUGCAGUGCGCUGUGGUGGAGGCCGAGGGCAUCGUGCUGGACGCUGUGGCCAAAGUGGACGACCCACUACACGUGCGCUGCAUCAGCACCCCAGAGUAUUUGAUCAAUCGUGCUGAGUUGACGCUGGCGUCCCUUGAUAAGAUGCAGCAGAGUCAUGCAGUCUAUUUGAGGAACAUGGAUGACGCCAGUGGUUUGUUGAGGUCGGUGACCCAGUUCUCUCAUCUCAUUGCUGACACUAUUGUGAAUGGAGCAGGAAAUGCACACUCAGCGCCUACGGACCAAGCAGACCGUUUGACUGAUAACUGCCGGGAUUGUGCCACUCACUGCCUCCAGUAUCUGAAAGAGCUGAAGCUGAAGGCCACGCUCCCGGGAGCUGACCCUACUGCUGUCCGCUAUGUGGUUCAGCGUAUCCUCAACCAAGGACAGGAACUGCGGCCCAGGGGAGCAGAUGUGCGGAAGGAAGAGCUGGCAGAGAUGGUGGAUAAGGAAAUGGCUGCGACUUCCACUGCCAUUGAAGAUGCUGUGCUGAGAAUGGAUGAAAUAUUGAGCCAGGCAAGAAGAGAGUCAUCUGGAGUGAAGCUGGAAGUUAACCAAAACAUCAUUGGCUCGUGUUCAGAUCUAAUGAAGGCUAUACACAUGCUGGUGACGGCUGCUACUGACCUGCAGAGAGACAUUGUGGACAGUGGCCGGGGUGCUGGUUCUGUCAAAGACUUCUAUGCUAAAAAUUCACGUUGGACGGAGGGACUCAUUUCAGCGUCAAAGGCUGUAGGAUGGGGAGCAACGCAGAUGCUUGAAUCAGCUGAUAAAGUCGUGACUGACAAAGGCAAAUAUGAAGAGCUGAUUGUCUGCUCUCAUGAGAUCGCCGCCAGUACGGCACAACUUGUCGCUGCUUCAAAGGUAAAGGCAGAUCGCGGCAACAAGAGGCUCCAAACAUUACAGCAAGCAUCCCGUCACGUGAAUGACAUGGCCGCUGUCGUGGUGUCGUCUACUAAAUCAGGACAAAUGCAGAUUGAGAACAAGGACUCCAUGGAUUUUUCCGGCUUGUCUCUUAUAAAACUCAAAACAGAGGAAAUGGAUUCUCAGGUGAAAGUAUUAGAGUUGGAGAAGCAGUUGGUGAACGAGCGUAUACGAUUGGGAGAACUCAGGAAAAAGCACUAUGAGAUGGGAGGGAUCCCGAUGGACUCGCCUCCAGGGAAUACAGUCAAUAGUUUUGACAGUUCACUUCCUACUGUUUUUCCUGACCCGCCCAAUUUGGAUCUGCCCAAUCUGGACACGUUCACACUGGACCCACCCAGAUUUGAACCACUUCGACUGGAACCGCCCAGACCGGAGCCCCCCGCGCUCGAACCUGCCAAAACCAGCUCUAAACGAUCCUCAAUCUUCCAGAAAUCAGGCAGUCGCCUCAAGAAUCCAUUUAGGUGAAAGGAGUCUGAGCCCUGGAUGUAUGAAGAAGAAACCAUCAUAAUGUAUAUUAUUUUCUUUGUUUUAUCAUGAGUCUCUACUGUAUAUCUUCCUUCAUGCAAUACAGUAUGGUGUGAAUUAAAUAUUUAAAAUUAUGCUUUUAAUUUAUACUAUCAUUUAUUGAAUUGCUACAGUGAAAUAUUUUAUCAUGCAAUUAUUUGUAAUUUUAAUAAGUACCAGGUUGAAGACUUUACCUUUACCUUUUUUAAUCAGCACCAUCAAUUGAUGGCUGGUAGUUAAUUUGGGAUCUUUUAACAACUUUUAUGAUUUUAAAGUAAAUGAACUUGAAGUUUUAAAUGUAAACUGAAGUAAAUAAAAAAAAAAUUAUGUUGGGUAA